GCUACUUCCACACCUGCCGAUGCAAAACAAGAAAGUAGAGAUGAGGAAGAUGCAUAUAAAAAGCCAGAGCUGCCAUCCGAGAAUAUACACGAGGCAAAUGAUGUUGCUCGUUUAGAAACACCAGGCAAUGGCGAUGUCGCUGAGCUUCUCCAGUCCCCGUGGCAGCAACCUCCGGGAGAAUUAUUUGGUACUCCAAUCCAAAAUGUCGAAGUCGAGGGAUCUGCUCCAGUCUCUGAGAUGCCAGGGAAAGACGUAGGAAGAACACACGAGUUAGUCGGAAAUCACGCUGUACCUUUAGAUUUAGACGAGAGUGACUUAUCUCGCUAGAAAACCUGAUAAACUACACGUCUGCGGCGUGGAGCGUGUUGUGGUAAUCUGUGGACUCUCUGUAUCAUGCUUGGAGGGUCACGCAUUGGGGUGUUGCAUACCGCAGGCUAAGCUACACUUUGUUCUCGACCAAGAUUGUGCUUUUUCUUGCCGCAAUAAAGAAUUGGCGAUACGCCACCAUCAACACACCUCGAUAUAGCUCCUCGUAUAUGUGUGCUUACUUAUCCCCUCAAACCGGAAGGUGGAGGCGGACGAGGCUGAAAAGAAACAAAACAAGAUCCAAGCUCGUCGCCCAUCCUUCUACGUCGACACACCGACAAUUUCCAAUAAUGCUAGAGUCUCCAACAAAAGCACAAAGCAGACUUUUUUGUGGAAUGUUUUCCGCACCUUCGACCCAUCUACAGCAUCUUCGCAAGUCUAUGCUGCCAUUCCUCCUCCUCGUACCGCGCAUCUUCGCACAAUCGUCAGGCUGCACAGGCACCUUCUCAACCUUCGAACGCGAUGGCUACACAAUCUCCUUCAGAAAUCUUUGCGGCAAAGAUAUUUCAGCUCCGGUUGACUUCCCGAACCCAUACUUCGCGUCUACCUGGUCGACCUGUCUUGAGCUCUGCGUGAACAAACAACCUCUGUGCUAUGGCUUCGAUUACGGGGUGCCGGUAGACAGCGCGUUGGCCAACUGCUGGCUAAUGCAAUCGGAAUUCCCUGAGUCCUCGGCUAUCGAAAAUACAAACUCUGUAAACGCAGCUAUGCUUACCCCCGACAUGCUUGCUAGACUUCCUGCGGAUUGCACAAGUCUCGGUUUGGCGCAAUGCUUCAGAGAGAUGAAGUCGACGUCUUCGAGUACUACGCCGUCCUCAUCCUCGACUUUGUCGACUUCUGUGGGCACGCCUAUGACAGUCACUACGACUGUUGCUUCUACCGGAACGACGAAUACAAGUCCUGCGCCACCCCCGCCAGUCUCACCAAAAAGUGGUCUAUCCACGGGCGCAAAAGCAGGAAUCGGCGGUGGAAUUGGAGGUGCUGCGGUGCUGGGGAUAAUUGCUGCCGGGGGGAUAUUUGGUCUUCGACGCCGUCGAAAGCGUGCCAUUGUGCCGGAAACUGCGCAUACCGGCGGUGCCGCUGCAGAUGCAAAUGCAGCCGAGGAAAAAAUAGUAGACGAAGACGCGAAAUGGCGAUAUCGCUCGGAGCUGCCUGCGAAUGAGGGUCUGCAUCAGCAUCGAAGUGUGGAAUUAGAUGGAAGGGGUAUAUCGAAUGGUACUCAUUAG
Periconia digitata is the source of this 1592-nucleotide messenger RNA. The record is from the annotation of a GenBank genome assembly. Lineage: Eukaryota; Fungi; Ascomycota; Dothideomycetes; Pleosporales; Periconiaceae.